CGCGCCCGUAAACACCUGGACGUGGCGCCCCGCCCCUUCCGCCCCUUCCGCCCCUUGCGGAUCUGCUUUUCUUCCGCGUUCACCUGAGCGACGAACCGUCGACGACACCCAACCUAACCGAACCCGACCGAUCCCGAAGAACCUGAUGGCUGAAAGCGUGAAGACUGAGCUGGUCAGCGCCAUCUACCUGCAGGAGGUGGGACCGUCGGAGCGGCGGGACGCCGAAAACCACAACCACAAUCAAGAGCAGAUGUUCACGGUGGAGGAAGCGGUGGAGAGCAUCGGAUUCGGGAGAUUCCACAUCUUGCUCUUUGUCAUCAUGGGAAGCGCCAACAUUGUGGAGGCAAUGGAGAUCAUGUUGUUGGCAGUGGCGUCUCCCGAGAUUCGCUGCGAGUGGCGUCUGGAAGACUGGCAGGUGGCGCUGGUGUCAACUAUGGUGUUCUUUGGCUUUAUGGUGUGCGGCGUGAUCAGCGGCUACAUGGCUGACAAAUAUGGCCGCUGGAAGGUGGUUUACGGAGGUUUCGUGUGCAGCGCCUACUUCUCGCUCCUCACCUCCUUCGCUCCGUCCUACACUUGGUUCGUCUUCCUGCGCAGCAUGGUGGGCUGCGGCGUGGCAGGAGUCUCGCAAGGGUACGUGUUGAAGACGGAGUUCAUACCAGCCAAGUAUCGGGCCGUCCUGCUGCCCCUGGCCGCCAUCUUCUGGAUGUGCGGCUCUAUGCUGAUCAUCGUGCUGGGAAUGCUGGUGGUUCCCAGGCUGGGAUGGAGGUGGAUGAUCCGGAUCUCCGUGGCCCCGAGCUUCAUCCUCCUCUACCUCUUCAAGUUCAUUCCCGAGUCGGCUCGCUUCAACGUGUCUGCUGGGAACGCCGCGGCCGCCCUGGACACUCUCAAGUGGAUCGCCAAGAUGAACAAAGCGUCUCUGCCGCCCGGACGCUUGGUGGAGACGCUCGUGAAAGAGAGAGGCAGCUGGAGGGUUCUGCUCAACUCCACCUUCCGGAGGACGUCCUUCCUUCUCUGGUACUCAUGGUUUGUGGCGUCCUUCGCGUAUUACGGCUCGGUCCUGAGCAGUUCGGAGCUUCUGGAGAAGAAUUUGUUGUGUGUGACGGACGGCGACCGCGCGCAUCAGGUCAAACACCUCCUUGAGGGCAGGCAGUGUUACUGUGUCCCCUUCGCGUUCAGCGACUACCAGACGCUCCUCAUCAGCUGCCUGGGCGAGGUUUCACUCAUCCCGGUCAACAUCUUCCUACUGAACAUAUUCGGUCGGCGGCGGAGUUUGAUGGUGUUGCAGCUGGUGUCGGCCUUCUUCUUCCUGAUGCUGAAUAUCUGCACGAGCAUGUUCGGCUUCACGCUCCUUUUGUUCCUGCUGCGCGCUCUGGUCUCCAUGAACUUCACUGUGGUUUACAUCUACACGGCAGAGGUCUAUCCGACUGUAUCGCGUUCGCUCGGGAUGGGUUUUUGUACGUCGGUCAGUCGCAUCGGAGGAAUGAUCGCUCCCUUCAUUGCACAGGGGUGUCAAAUUCACAGUGGGCCAAAAUGACAAAUUGGACAAAGUUGUGGGCAAACACGAUUGAUUGAAAACUGAUGUCAAUAGUUUUUCCCUCCUCUCCAGGUAUGUAAUGUUAAACCUUUUCGUAUGAAACAAAGUUCUGGUUUGCUUACACACUGAAUAUGAAUAUGAAAUCAAAUUUGCAUUGAACACAUCAGUUGUAUUUGUUUCUUAUUUAAAUAGAUAACCCAGUCUUUUGUCUCUCUCUGUCUGUAGCCUUUCAAAUUCUUUUUUUUAAUGGGAGCCUUUUUCAAAGGCCAACAACAAAUAGGAAUGGCCUUCAAUGAAAAUCCACCCUUCAAACAACCUCUGAGUAGAAAAAGUGCGUGAAGAAAGCAUUGAUUGGAGCUACGUUUAUGUUCUAUUCUUUGGGUUCAGCCACGUCGGUUCCGACCGCAAGACCAGCGCGUCUGACCUCGACUUUGGUCAUCGGACGAUCCGCCUCCCGCCCGUCUCGAAAGCUCCGUUUUCCAUUUUGGGGAAGGGGAGGAGUAAAUUACCCCAAGGAGACCGAUAGCACGGUUGCUAACGGCUGCAAGGGAAAAGGAGGAGGCGCUUGAUGGUCUCAACAGACCCGCCGCCACAUUUGCAAAGCAUUCUGGGAAUUGCGUUGCAUGCGCGAUAUACCGGCAGGCCAGCUCUUUUACACAUUUGACAUGUUCUCGCGGGCCAAAUAUAAUUACGCCCUGAGGCCUGAGUUGGACAUGUAUGGUGUAAAGUUUACACCAUACAUUGCCUCUAUGAAUAGGCAAUACAUACAUACAUGCAUAUAUAUAUUCAUACACUGUUUAUCAUUCCUAUAUUAAUAGUUUACACUGUAAACUGUUAAUAUAGGCAAUGAUAAAUAUUUAGCCAGGUGCAGUUGGGGUUUUUUUCACGAUACCCAGCGGGACUUGGACCAUUUCCCCCCCCACCCCAUUUUAAAUUUUUUGGGAUUUUUAAUACUUCACUGUGUGUGUGACAGAGAGACAGUGACACUCGUUCGUGUGUA
This is a messenger RNA of Phycodurus eques (leafy seadragon), 2534 nucleotides long. It is a transcript of the gene svopl, whose product is annotated as SVOP-like. Gene Ontology annotation, molecular function: transmembrane transporter activity. The record is from RefSeq and is a predicted model, not a curated record. Gene Ontology annotation, biological process: transmembrane transport. The transcript is spliced from 15 exons. Gene Ontology annotation, cellular component: membrane. NCBI's taxonomy places the organism in Eukaryota, Metazoa, Chordata, Actinopteri, Syngnathiformes, Syngnathidae. Bases 146 to 1534 code for a protein of 462 amino acids.